AUGACGCUCUACUACAGUCUUGUCUUUUGCCUACUCGUCUUCGAGAUGGCCGUGUUUAUGGGCUUGAUCGUUCCCCUUCCAUUCACGGUCAGGCGGAAGCUGUUUGCCUUUGUCUCCGAAAGUCCUAUAAUAGCCAAGUUACAGUAUGGGUUGAGGAUUACCUUUAUCUUCAUCCUCAUCCUCUUCAUUGACAGCGUCAACCGGGUAUAUCGUGUGCAGCUUGAGGUUGCUGCAUUCGGCAAGGAAGGCGGCAAUAUGGGAGCGGCCGCACUCGGUACCGAUCGCAUGGAAGUCCAGGCCCGCAAAUUCUACUCGCAGCGCAACAUGUACCUGUGUGGAUUCACCCUCUUCUUGUCCCUGAUUCUCAACCGUACCUACACCAUGAUCCUCGAGACCCUCCGUCUAGAGGACCGCAUCAAGCUUCUCGAGGGUGACAAGCGGGCCGGUGGCAAGGACUCCGCUCGUCUUGCGCAAGCUGGUGACAUGGGCGAGAUCGGCCGUCUGAAGAAUGAGCUCGAGGCCAAGGAGCGCGACAUUGAAACUUUAAAGAAGCAGUGCGAGGGUCUCACUAGGGAGUAUCACAACUUGGGUGACCAGGUUGCAGGAAGCAAGAGCGAGGACGGCCCCAAGAAGGACCUAUAA
Molecule: messenger RNA, 642 nt
Organism: Aspergillus calidoustus
Lineage: Eukaryota; Fungi; Ascomycota; Eurotiomycetes; Eurotiales; Aspergillaceae
Source: the annotation of a GenBank genome assembly